AACUGAAGAUAUUUACGUGGUACUCAGUAGGUUCUUCUGCGACUCAAAUGUCACAUCGAAGGGUUCAUGAAAGCAAUAAUACUGAAUGUCGAAGCGCCUACGCUGGGGUAACCCUUAGCAAGAGAAGGCGAGGCGAGAAGGUCCGGACAGACCACAACGGUGUUCGGACACGAAAUUACACGUCCACACGAGUCUUUGGUUCGAAGCCUUACGUUGGUGAACGUGACGAUGGAACGGGAUUUGAAACUAGGGAAAGUCGACACUAGAACGACAAUCCUUUGAUCGGAACGUGCAUUUCAGUAUGACCCGGAUUGGUAUAUAAUUUACUGCCGACAACUGUUGUGGACAUGAGUCGGUAGAUAGACAGGGAGAGAGAGCGGGAACACAUGAACUGCAAAAUCUGAGAAAUCAUGAAUCCUCUCACGCAAGUGAAGAAUACUCAGAAAAUCACCGCACGAGAGGCAGCAGCAGGGAUCUCAGAGCAGGGUUCUUGGCACGAGCGAUAUAAGGACUCAGCUUACAUCUACAUCGGUGGGCUGCCUUUUGAUCUCACUGAGGGUGAUCUCCUCGCCGUUUUCGCCCAGUAUGGCGAAAUUGUGGAUGUGAAUCUGGUGAGAGACAAGGGAACCGGAAAGUCCAAGGGUUUUGCUUUCGUGGCUUACGAGAAUCAAAAAAGCACCAUACUUGCAGUUGAUAAUCUGAAUGGGGCGAGAGUAAUCGGACGCAUUAUUCGUGUGGACCAUGUUGUGAAUUACAAGAAGAAAAAGGAAGAAGAUGAGGAGGAGGAACAACGCAAGAGAGAAGAACGGGGCGUUUGCUAUGCUUUCCAGCGUGGAGAGUGCAACCGAGGAGCUGGUUGCAAAUUUUCCCAUGAUGAGCAGAGGAAUGCUAAUACUGGAUGGGGCAAGAAAGAGGAUGGGCCAACAUUCGGUAAGAAAGAAGGUGGUAACAGAAGGAGGGAUGAUGGACCACCUGCUCCACCACCUUGGAGACGGGAGAAGAAGAACGAUGACCCCCCACCAUCGAGACCAGGGGUACAAGUGUUUGACCGGGCCAGCAAAGAUAAUACCACUGGAAUAGAUACAAAGGGCUCUGAAGGCGGUUUCAAAAGACGAAUGGAAGUUGACGGUGGCAGGGUAGGAAGAGACAUUCGGCCUAAAGAUGAGAACGAUAGCGAUAGAGGAAGGGAUGCUCGUGGUAACGAUGCCAAAGAUAUGUAUUCUAGGGACAGAGAGGAUGGAAUGAGUUCCAGACGGGAACGGGCCGAAGGAAGAGGUUUUCGAGAUGAGCCAUAUGAAUCUAGAGAGCGAGAUGGCUCGUCUAGAGCUGACAGAGGAGGAGGGAGGAGAGAAGAACGAGAUGGAGGAAGAAGUGGAAGAGGUGGACGAGACGAAAUUGACGGAGGAAGAGGGUCGAGAGAUACAAGGGACGAUGGUGGCAGAGGUCAUAGAGGUGAAAGGGACGAUGGUGGCCGAGCAUACAAGGAUGAACUAAAUGCUGGUGGCCAUAAAAGUGGUCGUUUUAGCGAUGGUUAUUCUAGGAGAUAACAGACCUGAAUGGAAGAUAGUGAAGCUUCUCUGUACGUAGUGCAAUGCGAUGUAGACAGGGUUGUUGUUCAUCCAUUGUGCUCAAAGCUUUGAGAAAUGUGCUUGUCAAAGGUUCAUGAUGAAUGGAGAGUUUCACGUUGGGAAGAGCUUUGUCAAGACUUGCAUGACGACACAGCUUGUGCAGGCUUAGCGGCAGGCAACUCAGAGUGUACGAUAUUGAGUCUGCCAUGAACCCAGAGUUCUUGCUGCAACAAGAAAUACAUUUCUCCCAGUAAUUGUAUAUCUACCUUCUGAUUUUACCUCUCUCUGUUCAGCAGCUUGCAACCAAUCGGACACUGAAGCUUACUGGUGUGAAAAUAGCUGAAAAGUCCACAACCUCGAAGUAAGCAAUGUAACCGAAGUACGUAGAAUCUUUCUAUUGACGUCCUGUUUGUUAUGCACGAGAUUCAACUCGACUCAUAACGAGAGCACUGACAAUGGAAUAAUUCAUGUCAAUAUUUUCUGG
Messenger RNA from Marchantia polymorpha subsp. ruderalis, 2052 nucleotides. Lineage: Eukaryota; Viridiplantae; Streptophyta; Marchantiopsida; Marchantiales; Marchantiaceae. The record is from the annotation of a GenBank genome assembly.